Molecule: messenger RNA, 384 nt
Organism: Lactuca saligna
Lineage: Eukaryota; Viridiplantae; Streptophyta; Magnoliopsida; Asterales; Asteraceae
Source: the annotation of a GenBank genome assembly
AUGGCUACCGCUCGUUCUUUGGUGAGGUAUCAUACUACCAAAGAAUUGGAAUCUUUUAUGUUCUCAAUUGGGUUUGUCCCUGACCAUGGGAUUCAAAUUCCUCUUCCCGAUGCGUCGCUUUAUAGUACUCCCGAGGGAAAAGUUGGCAUUCCGAUUACCUUAUUCGAAGCGGGUCUCCGUUCACCCACUACAGACUUCUUCAAUCUGAUCAUCCGUGAAUAUGGGUUUUCUGUGAGGGAGAUGACCCUAAUAGCCAUAAACAAGAUUGUGGGCUUCGAGCUUCUUUACCGUGCUCUAGGUCAUCAACCAACUGUUCCAGCAUUCAGGUAUUUCUUCAACGCCUCUACCCAGUCUGGCACUCGGACCCUCUCUCGCAGCGGGUAG